AUGGCACAUAGUGGCAGAGGAGAAUCUUCUUCCAGCUCUGGUCCUUGUAAUUCACCUCCUAACUGGAAAUAUGAUGUGUUCUUGAGUUUUGCAGGAAAAGACACUCGCUUGAAGUUUACGAAUCACUUAGAUGAAGCUUUCAAAAGAAGUGGCAUCAAAACUUUCAGGGAUGAUGUAGAUCUUGAGAGAGGGAGAAACAUAAAACAGAGUCUCUUUCAAGCAAUUCAGCAUUCUCUGUGUGCAGUCGUUAUUAUCUCAAAAACUUAUGCAAAUUCUAAAUGGUGUUUGGAUGAGCUUCAAGAGAUUGUUGAAUCUCAAAAUACAAAUGGUGUUUUUCCAAUCUUCUAUGACGUUGACCCAGCCGAUGCUCGGGAAAAAGGAUGGGAUGAGAUUUCCGUCCCAUAUCUUGUGGGAUUGGGAUGGCGUGAAGCAGAUCUUAUAGAAGAAAUAGUCAGAGAAGUAUGGACUUAUUUACUUCCUAAAUUACCAUCUUAUGGUCACAAUCUGGUUGGGAUUGAGUCAAGAGCGACUGAUAUGAUAUCAUAUUUGGAGAUUGGGGUGGAUGACAUGCGUUUUGUAGGGAUAUGGGGUAUGGGUGGUGUGGGUAAAACAACUCUUGCUAAAGUUGUUUUUGAAAAACUAUCCCGCAAGUUUGAAGUGUGCUGCUUUCUUGAUAAUGUCAGAGAAACAUUCAAAAAAGAAGGCAACGUCGUCUCUUUGCAAAAAAGGCUUCUUUCUCGUCUCCAAAUAAAAUACAUGGAUUAUGGUGAAUAUGAAGGAAUGGAGAUGAUAAGAAACCGUCUCUGCAAUAAAAAGGUUCUUCUAGUCAUUGAUGAUGUAGAUCAUGAGAAUCAAGUAAAUAAUUUGGCUCAAAGUCCAAAUUGGUUUGGUAAAGGAAGCAGAAUAAUUUUUACAACAAGAGAUAAGCACUUGCUCAUCUCAUCUGGAGUAGAUGAGCAAAGAAUAUAUGAGAUGAAAACCAGGAAGGAAGGUGAAGCUCUUGAACUCUUUUCAAACAAAGCAUUCAACGAAGGCCAUCUUCCUGAUGAGGAUUAUUUGAAGUUAUCUAAAUCUGUAAUUGAAUAUGCACAAGGUCUUCCUUUGGCACUUACAGUUUUGGGUUCUUUUCUUCGAAGAAGAAAAAAAGCUGUUUGGGAAGAUACUUUAGAUAAAUUGAAGAAAAGUUAUCUUGCUAAAGAUAUUUCCCAAGUGCUUAAAAUAAGUUAUGAUGGAUUGGAUGAGAAACAACAGGCAAUAUUUUUAGAUAUUGCUUGUUUUUUCAAGGGUUGGUUGAAAGAAGAAGUGACUCAAGUGUUGGAAAGUUGUGGUCUUAACCCAGUCGUUGGAAUAGAUGUCUUGAUUGAAAGAACUUUACUAGUUGAAACGAAAGAUUCUACAUUAGAGAUGCAUGAUUUACUUCAAAAGCUGGGUAGGAAUAUAGUUCAUCAAGACUCACCCAAGAAUGUUGGCAAGCGUAGCAGGUUGUGGGAGUUUAAGGACAUCAAGGAAGUAUUGGAAAAUAACACAGGAUCUGAGGCAAUAGAAGCUAUUUUUAUGCAAGGUUUGUUUGAGGACAGGCAAGAUAAAAUAGAAGUACAUCCUGAAGCCUUUUCAAAGAUGAGUAACCUUAGGCUCUUCUUAUGUACGAUGGGUGGCAAUCCGUUCAUGUUCCCCGGGGAAUGGAAAUUUUUGGCUGGUGCAUUAAAAGUUGUUGAAUGGUCAUAUCCUUUGAAAGCUUUUCCACCUGAAACUCAAUUGAAUGAACUUGUUGAAAUGCGUAUGUCAUAUAGCAAAAUAAAGCAACUUUGGAACAACAAACAGCCUAUGACAAAGUUGAAAUCUAUCAAAUUGGCAAAUUCUCUCAAUUUGACUGAAACUCCAGACUUAUCAGGUGUUCCAAAUUUAGAACAUUUACAUCUUGGUGGAUGCACAUCUCUUGUCAAGGUUCAUCCCUCCCUUGGACAGUUGAGAAAGCUUGUUGAGGUGGACUUGAAUAAUUGUGCAAACAUUGAAAUCCUACCAAAAAAAUUGGAAACAAAUUCUUUGGUGAAGUUAAACCUUAGGGGGUGUAAAAAAGUUGCAGAGCUCCCAGAGUUUGGGAAAGGUAUGGAAAAAAUAUCAUAUCUUGAUGUGGGUGCUACUUCUAUAACAAGACUUCCUGAAUCAGUUGGAUCCUUGACGGGUCUUAGAUAUUUAAAUUUGAGUGGCUGCAAAAUUGAAAAUCUUAACAAGUUGUUGAAGACUCAUGUAAGUCACCAAAUUUCCAACUUGAAUGUAACGUUCUUAACGGAGUUAUAUUUAAGCAGGUGUGGCUUAGAUGAUGGAUCAAUUCCUGAUUUUGACAGUUUAUCAUCGCUCAUUAUAUUGGAACUAAGUGGUAAUGAUUUUGUGAAUCUACCCAUUGGUUGCUUCUCUGGUCUUUCUCGACUUGUCUCUCUUUCGUUAGAUUGUUGCCGAAGCCUUACGUCAUUGCCAAGGCUUCCACCACGGUUGAUUCGAUUAAAUGCCUCCAAUUGUGAUUCAAUGGAACCUUUAUCAUCAGAUGGACAGUUAUGGAAUUUGGUUGCUUCACUUGACCAUGAGUGUCGUGGGCGAACUAAAUAUGAAAUCUAUGAUGAUGAGGAAGAUGCUGAUUUUGUGCCAUUCAAGGCAGGUAAAAGGCCUCCCCCACUGAGAGAUUUCUGUGCAAUUCUUCCAGGAUACGAAAUACCAUCAUGGUUUCCAACUAAAGAAGAUUGCCCUUUCGAUAAGUGGGGGGAAUACGAGAUGAAAGUGGACAUACCUCCAUAUUUUCGUGACAGUGAAUGGUGCGGAAUUGUUGUGUGCUCCCAUAUGUCAGCUUAUGGUGAUGGUUUUUGGGACGUUGGUUGGAGUAGUAAAGCUGCAGAAGAUGAUGAUGAUUAUAAACCCAAAGGGUGGGAGCAUGAUAUUCCUUUCUCCAUUUCCGAAAAGCAGUGCAUAAUGGUGUUGGAAUUAAAUGAGGAAACAUGUUGGCGGCACCUAAGAGCUCAUCAUAGCAAUUCCCUUCACAUUCUACUUUCUGUUCAACCACUUGGUUACGAUAUAGAAGUAAAGGAAUGUGGGUGGAGAGUGAUACGUAAAGAAGAGAUACAAGAUUGGUGCCAUCUUAAUGGUUUCUUCAACCAAGCCACCCAACCCCAGCUUGCUUCUUCUGAUGAGGUCAAGCUUCCGCGGAGAGCACUUAAAGAAUUCUUUUUGGGGGAGAUGUAUUUGAGUUUCUGAUUCAAGAACCAGAGAAAAAUAGACGAAUAGGUAA
Messenger RNA from Neltuma alba, 3277 nucleotides. RefSeq names its product TMV resistance protein N-like. Bases 1 to 3243 code for a protein of 1080 amino acids. The transcript is spliced from 7 exons. NCBI's taxonomy places the organism in Eukaryota, Viridiplantae, Streptophyta, Magnoliopsida, Fabales, Fabaceae. Gene Ontology annotation, biological process: signal transduction; defense response. The record is from RefSeq and is a predicted model, not a curated record. Gene Ontology annotation, molecular function: ADP binding.